This is a messenger RNA of Columba livia (rock pigeon), 2395 nucleotides long. RefSeq names its product mitochondrial translation release factor 1 like (gene MTRF1L). The transcript is spliced from 7 exons. Gene Ontology annotation, biological process: translational termination. The record is from RefSeq and is a predicted model, not a curated record. NCBI's taxonomy places the organism in Eukaryota, Metazoa, Chordata, Aves, Columbiformes, Columbidae. Gene Ontology annotation, molecular function: translation release factor activity. Bases 176 to 1372 code for a protein of 398 amino acids.
UCGCCCCUUUCCGCCAGCAGAGCCCCGAUAAUUCCCGACUGCUUCUGAAAUCAGAGCCGAGCCUCUUCGGCAGCUUCCGGAAACCCGGAAGGGAGGCGGCCGAGCACGUUCGGGUGUCUCCGGGCCCAGCAGGGCGGGCGAAGGAAGCGCGGCCGAGCUGCGGGCCCAGCCGGGCAUGCGGCUGCUCUCGCGAGUUCUCCGCGCGGCGCAAGGCUGUCGGGCCGCCGCGCUGCCCCCUCGGAGCCCCCGAGCAGCACCGGUCGGGAGCGGCGCGGCGGGGACAUGCCCGCGGCAGCCGCGCCGCGGGCUGAGCGCCCGGCCCUGCCUGGACGAGCUGUUCGCCGCCCCCUCCUUACGCCGCCUGCUGGAGGCGCGGGCGCGGGGCGAGGCGGGGCCGGAGCUGGCGGCGCGGAUCCAGCGGCUGCGCGACAAGGAGCAGGAGCUGCGCGACACGCGAGAGCUGGCGCGACAAGACGAGAGCGAAGAUUUCCGGAAGCUUGCAGAGAAGGAAAUCACCUCCUGUGAAGAAGAGAUACUUGAACUGAAACACCAGAUAGUGUUGCUUUUGCUUCCUUCAGAAGAAACAGAUGAGAGUGAUCUUGUCAUGGAAGUAACUGCUGGAGUUGGAGGGCAGGAAGCCAUGCUGUUUACCUCGGAGAUAUUUGAUAUGUAUCAACGAUAUGCUGCCUAUAAAAAGUGGAAAUUUGAAAUAUUAGAAUACUUUCCCAGUGAAAUAGGUGGCCUAAGACAUGCAGUUGCCAGUAUAGCAGGUCUUGAGGCUUACAAGUACAUGAAAUUUGAAGGAGGAGUGCAUCGUGUUCAGCGGGUGCCAAAGACAGAAAAACAAGGACGCAUUCACACCAGCACAAUGACUGUUGCAAUAUUACCCCAACCCACAGAGAUGAGGCUGCAAAUUAAUCCAAAAGAUCUGCGGAUAGAAACAAAGCGAGCUAGUGGAGCUGGAGGCCAGCAUGUCAAUACCACAGACAGUGCUGUACGGAUAGUUCAUAUUCCAACAGGGAUUGUGUCUGAAUGUCAGCAAGAAAGAUCUCAAAUUAGAAACAAAGAGAAGGCUAUGCAAAUGCUAUCUGCUAAACUGUACAAUGCCAAACUGGAAGAAGAAACCAAAAAGAGAAACAGUGUUCGAAAGAUUCAAAUUGGGACUAAAGGAAGAUCAGAGAAGAUUAGAACAUACAACUUCCCACAGGACCGGAUUACUGACCACAGGAUAAGCAGAUCAGUGCAUCAUGUUGAGUGUUUCAUGCUAGGACAGGGAAUGCUAGAUGAAAUGAUACAAACUCUGAGAGAAUACGCCGAUUAUGAGUCUUUAAUAGAAAUUAUUUCAGAAAAUGAAAAAAAUAAUGUAUCCUGAACAUUGCUCUUUGUCAGACCGUUACAACAGAUUUAGACAGUUGUCUGCAAAGGAGCUUCUUGGAGCACCACCCAGAAAAUGCAACUGCUUUUCAGAUAAUGAAAGACACUACAGUUUGUUUCCUCACUUGUUGAGUAGGAGACUUUAUUACCUUUAUAUGAGACAUCAUUGCUGCAGCAGUCUACUUAAAAAGUGAAUUUGACCAGGCAAGAAAUACCUGCAGUUUUUAAUUUUUUCCUCUGAGAAGUUACCAAUACACCGAUUUUGAAAGGUAUGCAUUAAAAAAAUGGGCUAUUUCUAGUUCCAGUUUCCAUUUAAACAAUAGUUUAAAUGUCAGUACAUUGUCAAGUAGGUUACUUGACAGAAUUAAAAAAAAAUCCUAUUUUGUUUGAGUGAUUGGAAAAAUGUGAUAAAUAAAUUACCCCACUACUAAUCUGCGUAUUUGUUAAUUGCACGUGGCAGAGGAGGAGUCAAGGUGUAUGUCCUUCAUGUUUUCAUGGCCUUCUGGCCCUUAUUAAUAAACACAAAAAAUCUUCAGGAAUAUCCCUUUUUAAAAAAAAAAAAAGCUAUGGAGCCGGGUGACAAGUUAAUGUGAGUUGGUUUUGAAAAGAAUGUUUCUAUUCUUGAGUCAAAAGUGAAACUAAUCAUUACAAUAUUGUUUGCCUGAUAUUUCAGUCUCCAUUUGGCUUCAAUUCUUCAAUUCAGUUUCUCCUUUAUAUUUUGAAUAGGCUCUCUAGUACGUUGACUUUCUAAAGGUUAUGUAGUAUGAACAGCAUCUUAUUGCUUUUGUCUAUUUAUUAACCAGCAUCUUAAAACAAUUGAUCUGUGAAAGCAAAAUAAAACUUUUGCCUUUCUAGUCUCUGAUAUAUGCGCUCUUAUAUCCGUGAGUAAUGCCAAAUACAUAUAGCAAUACAAAACCUGCAGAUAAAAAUCAGGAAAUUACUAAUAAUGUAGUUGACAAUUUCUUUUUAUGAACUAUCCUCUGGCAGAUCAUGGAUCCCAUAAAGCUAUUUGUUACUCAAA